Chiloscyllium plagiosum (whitespotted bambooshark) is the source of this 2154-nucleotide messenger RNA. RefSeq names its product kelch-like protein 31. Gene Ontology annotation, biological process: negative regulation of JNK cascade. NCBI's taxonomy places the organism in Eukaryota, Metazoa, Chordata, Chondrichthyes, Orectolobiformes, Hemiscylliidae. Gene Ontology annotation, molecular function: protein binding. Gene Ontology annotation, cellular component: nucleus. The record is from RefSeq and is a predicted model, not a curated record.
CCAGCUACUGGGUCGGGUUGGAGACGUCAGUUCCUGUGUGUUGUUUCAGACAGUCUCGUUCUCCAGCUCUCAGAAGCUGGCUGCUGAUCCAAGUCCUCCGCACGAAGCCACAGUUCUCUCCUGAAACCAACUCUCAGCGAGUUCCAUCAAAUAAGAUUGGGUUGUGUCUAUAAAACACACAAUGGCACCAAAGAAGAAAAGCACAAAGAAAAACAAGACGGAAAAGAAUGAAUUACCAAAAAUAAGCAUUGUUGAGGACACAACUAUUGACAUCGAUCAGUUGAACCACCUUAACACACUCUAUGAUAGUGGAUCAAAUGGGUUUCGAUGCACAGCCACAGAAGUCUCCAAUCCUAAUCAUGGCAAUAUCCUUUUGGAGGAAAUCAGCAGGAUGCGCCAGGAGAGACUGUUCUCUGAUCUUACACUAUCCACUAAAAAUAAAUCCUUUGAUGUCCAUAAAGUGGUGAUGGCUGCGUGUAGUGAUUAUUUCCGUAACAUGUUGAAAAAAGAUCCUUCAAUUCAAUGUGUUGAUGUUAAUGAUGUUUCACCUUUGGGUUUGACCACUGUGAUAACCUAUGCCUACACAGGGAGACUCAGCUUGUCUCUUUAUACCAUUGGAUGCACCAUUGCCACUGCCACCCAGUUUCAAAUGUGUACCUUGAUCAAUAUGUGCACUGACUUCCUCAUCCAAGAAAUUAAUGUGGAAAACUGUAUGUACAUCUCAAAUAUUGCUGGGACAUAUGGAUUAAAUCAGGUGAAAGAGUCAGCAAAGAAAUUCAUCCGUGAAAAUUUCUUGGAGUUUUCAGAAAAUGAUCAGUUCAUGAAACUGACAUAUGACCAAAUAAGUGAUUUGUUGAUGGAUGACAGCCUGCAACUGCCCUCUGAGCUCACUGCAUUUCAAAUUGCUAUGAAAUGGUUGCAGUUUGAUUCCAAAAGGGUGAAGCAUGCAGCUGACCUGUUGAGUAAUAUAAGAUUUGGUACCAUUUCAGCUCAUGAUCUAGUCAGUUAUGUUCAACCUAUCCCAUGCAUGAUGCAAGAUCCAGAUUGCCAUCGACUCCUGGUUAAUGCCAUGAACUAUCACCUCCUGCCUCAUCAACAGAACUCAAUGCAAUCAAGAAGAACAAAGCUCAGGGGAGGACAGAAGGUUCUGCUAACCGUAGGUGGUCGACCAGCUUUGACUGAGAAGGCUUUGAGUAGAGAUAUUUUAUACAGAGAUCCUGAAAAUGGAUGGAACAAACUUGCGGAAAUGCCGGCCAAAAGCUUCAAUCAAUGUGUAGUUGUGAUGGAUGGCUUUUUAUAUGUUGCUGGUGGUGAGGAUCAGAAUGAUGCCAGAAACCAAGCUAAACACGCUGUCAGCAGUUUAAACAGAUAUGACCCUCGUUUCAACACAUGGUUUCAUUUAGCCAGCAUGCUUCAGAGGCGAACCCAUUUCAGUAUGUGCGCUUACAAUGGCUUGCUUUUUGCAAUUGGUGGUCGGAACUCAGAUGGUCCUCUUUUGUCCAUGGAAUGUUACAUCCCUUCCACUAACCAGUGGCAGAUGAAGGCUCGGAUGGAUGUUGCCCGCUGCUGCCAUGCUUCUGCUCUUAGCGAUGGCAAGAUCCUGAUAACUGGUGGCUAUAUCAACAAUGGUUACUCUCGUACAGUGUGUGCCUAUGAUCCAACAACAGACACUUGGAAAGACUAUGCUAGUUUGAGUACACCCAGAGGUUGGCACUGUGCAGUCACUCUUGGUGAUUACAGCUACGUGAUGGGGGGCAGUCAGCUUGGGCCGCAAGGUGAGCGGGUUGAUGUGAUAACAGUUGAACGCUACAAUGCUUAUAAUGGGCAAUGGAGCUACGUAGCUCCCCUAUCAAUCGGUGUAAGUACAGCUGGUGUAACAACCCUGAAUGACAGAAUUUAUCUAGUUGGAGGUUGGAAUGAAAGUGCAAAGAAGUACAAGAGCUGCAUCCAGGUCUACAAUCCAGAUCUAAAUGAAUGGACUGAUGAGGAUGAGCUACCAGAAGCCACGGUGGGUGUCUCUUGCUGCAGCAUUUUGUUGCCCAACAACAAACUUCGAGAGUCCAGAGCUAGUUCUGUGGCGUCUGCAGCAAUCAGUAUCUAAUAAGCAGCAUAUCUAAAAUUUUAAGAAACUCUUUAUACAACCAGAUUUCAAAU